This is a messenger RNA of Acytostelium subglobosum LB1, 2406 nucleotides long. RefSeq lists its product as hypothetical. The record is from RefSeq and is a predicted model, not a curated record. Gene Ontology annotation, biological process: peptidyl-proline hydroxylation to 4-hydroxy-L-proline. The transcript has 4 exons. Gene Ontology annotation, cellular component: endoplasmic reticulum. Gene Ontology annotation, molecular function: iron ion binding; L-ascorbic acid binding; protein binding. NCBI's taxonomy places the organism in Eukaryota, Evosea, Eumycetozoa, Acytosteliales, Acytosteliaceae. The coding region runs from base 1 to 2406 and encodes 801 amino acids.
AUGGAGGACAAGUCGAAUGUACCAAUGGUCCAACCUCAGGGCAUUGUAAAUGUUCCAGAGGGUCGUGUACUGACAGGUGAGGACAUUGAUACGUUCAAGAUCUAUCCGGAUCAUGAUAAAGUAGUUCUAGAGUCAUCCAGAGAGGAUCUCAAAGUACCAAAGUCAAUCGCCUUCUUAGUCAAUGAUCUAAUGUCACGUGAAGAAUGCGCGUUCUACAUUGAGGAGUCACUUCGUAAAGGAUAUGUUACCAUUGAGAAGGAGUUCCCAAAGGAGUACAGGAACAACACAAGAACACUUGGCAAGAGCAAGACCUUGUCAGCUAUUCUCUGGAGUCGUCUUCAACGACACAUUAGAAUGGAGGAGUUGGAGGGCAUUAGACCUUAUGGAUUUGAUCAGGAGGGAGUUUGGAUUCCAGUGGAGCUGGAUGAUUGUUUCACGUUUGGUCGUUAUGAGCCAGGUGGAAGGUUCAAGCCACAUUUGGACGCGACGUACGCAGAGUCGCCAGACAGAAGAAGUAUCUUCACCAUGCAGAUCUACCUCAAUGAUGAUUAUGAGGGUGGAAAGACCAACUUCUUCCUGCCAGCCAACCCAUUGGAGGUCGACAAACAUGUGUUGUCCGCAUCGGUCACGCCCAAGACUGGCAUGGCUGUGCUGUUCAAUCACGACACACUGCACGAGGGUGCUAUGGUGGACAAGGGCGUCAAGUACAUCAUGCGUGUGGACAUGAUGUUCUUGCGUAUCGAUAAAGGCUAUAGAUUGAUGUCCGAUGAGAACAAGGCCAAGAUGAUGCGUGCUCGUGAGCUCUUCUUCAAGGCUGACAGUCUCGAAAAGGACGAUGGUGACCUUGAGGCCGCCAUCGCCACCUACGUCGACGCUCAAAUGCUCCUUGCGGCGUUGCCAUCGAUCGAAGAAGACACGAAACCCACGACCUCAACACCAGACGCAACCUCCACUUCGACCUCCACGACCACCACAUCGACGGGCAAGCGACCAAAGACACCGCCCACACCUCGCCAGUUGACCAUCUUUGACAUACCCGAGUACAUCUUGAAUGAUAUGUUGGUCACAUUGAACAUGAAGGAUCUGUGCAGCUUCCGUGGCUCAUGCAAGGAGUACCUCAAGACAUGCUCCAAGAACAGUCUGUGGAAGAACGUAUACAUCAAGCUGUUCUCGUAUGAGGCCUUCAAGUUUGAGGAGCCAAACGCAGUGCUGCUCGACAAGCCCAAGACCAAGCUGAGCUUUGGCAGUAUGAUGAAGAGAUUCAGUCGCGUCGAGGUCACCCUCGACCCACGCUGCUGGUACCUCACCGUGCAGAACGUGUACGCUGCGCUCGUCCAGCAUCACUUCCUCUUCUUUGACGUGGGCCGCGAGUUCACCAAGUUCUGCGACCACAGCUCCGUCUACAAGAUGAUCCCCACGCGCGCGUCCGUGCACUACGAGUACGCGCCUCACUAUGCCAUGUCGUCGCUGGACCGCGAGUCCUGGAGCGUGGGCUACAACGCCAGCUACUCGUCGUACCAGCAGCCGAUCGCCAGCGGACUGUUUGAGCCCAAUCGCCUACAGUGCCUCAACGAGAUCAUCAAGCACUGCAUGACCAACGAGGUCAGUCGCCGCUACCGUGCCACUGCGCCCUACAUCUUGUGUCUGGCGCCGCCCAUGAUUGGUAACGUUGAGCAGAUUCGCUUCCUCGGCUCCCUGCGCACCAAGCAGCACAACGACUAUGUGCAAUACAAGGCUGCGGCGCUGUGUGUCCUCCAAGGCUUUGGCCUGGACACGGGUGUCGUUGUGAUGUGUGGCGCCAACACUACAUUCAUCGUGACCGUGGCUAAGACGCGUCAGUUGGCAUACACCGCCUACCCAGUCCACGGUGGCACGGUUACCGAGUACCUCACCACCAAGUUCAAGGAGUAUGGCGCACCAGCUGAUGCCGCGCACCUGUUCGCCCCGGCCAAGGUACGCUACGGAGGCACGCAAGGCAAUAUGGAGUUGAUACCCGAGUGGUACAAACAGUGUCGCGUCUCCAUGAACUACAAGGUUGACGCGUCCAAGUCUAGCAUUGGAGCGGCCAUGCAGUACACUGCCGCUGAGCUCAUGUUUGACCCAUCACUCAAGAACAUCAACUCUGUCAGUCUCGUGGAGAUGACAGCUGACAUGGUCACCAAGUCCGAGGCCAAGGAUCUCCUCAAGCAUGUCGUUAUCACAGGUGGAAACAGUGUAAUUCCAAACUUUGUUGAGAGAUUCACAAGGGACUUCCACGUGCUAAUGCCAGAUAUUGAGGUGUUGGCAAGUGAUGACCGUAUGAAUGACGUGCUGAAAGGUGCCAAGGUAGAUCAAGCUCUGUCCAAGUCACUCCACGCCGACAUGAACACUCACAUCAAGCAGCCAAUUCUUAAGAAGAAGAAGUAG